UAAGGAAACGGCUGAAUGCCAAGAGCCUGUUUUAGGUGUGGGCCGUGUGUGUUCGCAGGUUUUUGUUUAGUUUUUGGGUAGGGGAGGCGCACAUGACACUAUAAAAGCUAAUAUCGGCCCGUUUGUGGAUGAUUGAAGUUUUUUGGUUCGACGGUACAGUGAAAAAUCGAAUACGGCGCGAUGAGGGUCCUCUACUGUGUCUCCGUACUCUACAUCAUAGCCCUCGCCCACUGCGGUGUCCUCACCCAAAUUCCUACAGCGGUCACGACCUCCCAGAGAAUAGGCGGCAACUUCGCUUACAGCACCGUAGAGAGCGCUGCCGUCCCCUCGAUCGUGCACAACGCCGUACCCAUCACCUACGCCACUGCGCCUCUAACCGUGGCCCAACCGCUGUACACCCAGUCGAUCUUCGGAUCGCCUUUCCUCAACCCCAUCAUCUCCUCACCUUUCUAUCCAGGAAUAGUGGGUCAAGCCCCCGUUAUAGGGCAAGCCCCCAUAUUUGGUCAACCUGGCGUAGUGGGUCAAUUACCCGGACAAGGUCAAGGCCCUAUUCAAGCUCCCGUAGCCGCCCCGUCACCGGGAAGCCCUCAGGGGCCCGCACCUCCACCACCUGGAGCCACCGUUGAUGAUGACACCGUGUCCGUGGAGUCGGCAUGAUUUAUUUGUAUAUUAGUUUUUUUUAAAUAAAGGUUUGUGUACAUUUUUAAAAUUGAAAGUCACCCAAGGCAACAUUUGAUGCUUAAAUAAACUAGGUUUUUUGUUUUGAUUGCGGUAAACUAUGGUAGUUUACAGCAAAGCGUUCUUUAUGUAUUUUGGUUAGAUGUGUUACAAAAUGGUUGCGUGUUUCUUUUUUAGAGACCGUAGAUAAGUAAAAUUGUAUAAUAAAUCCACAAAAAUGCUAUUUCCAAACUGUAUAGUACAAUAGUUAAAGAAUUCGUUCGAAUUAGGUACCUUUUUCACAAAUAAACAAAUAUACCAUGUU
This is a messenger RNA of Anoplophora glabripennis (Asian longhorned beetle), 982 nucleotides long. RefSeq lists its product as uncharacterized. Lineage: Eukaryota; Metazoa; Arthropoda; Insecta; Coleoptera; Cerambycidae. The record is from RefSeq and is a predicted model, not a curated record. Bases 181 to 657 code for a protein of 158 amino acids. The transcript is spliced from 2 exons.